Molecule: messenger RNA, 1878 nt
Organism: Phialemonium atrogriseum
Lineage: Eukaryota; Fungi; Ascomycota; Sordariomycetes; Cephalothecales; Cephalothecaceae
Exons: 1
Coding region: 269-1522 (417 amino acids)
Source: RefSeq, a predicted model, not a curated record
UGAAAAAGAAAUGAAAUCGGGAUUUAAUAGUGUUCAGCCCCCCAUCCCACACAACCCGUCCUUCUUUUCUGAUUUUUCGUCUCAGGCGCCUCGUUUCUGCUUUUUGUCGGCCCUACAACUUAGGCGGCUGUAGAUUUGAGGUUAUGCCAGCCUUCUGACGACCGUCUCGUACCCAAAAAUUUGUCUCUCGGGGACCCCUAUUUUUCUGCAAGUUGCCGAUCCCGUGGAUGGGUGAGAGAGACGCGAAACUCAAUUGAUUGGACCCUGAAUGACCGCCAAAAUGCGUUUCUUCCCGACGACAUCAUCAACCUCUCUCAUCGCCUUCCUUCUCGCGUGCGGAACCGACGCAAAUCGGUCGUCACAAUGCCUCAGGAGCCAGAGCCGCGAGCUGGCAAGCCAGGCCGCCUGCGGCCAUAGUGGCUCACUUGCAUACUGCCUGGGCAACCUGCCGGCGACUGUGGAGGACUCGGCCUCGACCAUUCUUGAAAAUCUCGAAAUCUGCUUCGUUAAUGCCGGCUGCACAGCCGCCGAGGCCAAGAUCGAAGCUCUCUGGACGCUGAAGCGAUGUGACUCUCCCGCGGACCUUCGGAGGCACGUAGGCAGGGCUUCCGGCGACGACGACGAUGAUGACGACGAGUCGGAGACCGCGAAGGCGACCAAGACAACUUCCAAACCCACGGACAAGACCACGGAGAAGACUACAGAGAAGACCACGGAAAAGACCACAGAAAAGGCCGCCGUCAAGACCACCGAGACCACCGAUUCGGAGCCCACCACGACCGCCGCCCCCUCAACCAUCACCUCGGGCCCAAAGACCGUCAUCGUGACCGCCUCGACCACCAACGCCCCCACCGUCUCCGCCGCCGCGGCAUCAGCAGCAGUAAGCUCAGGCCGCCCGUCCCAGUGCUUCACAACCAGCCUGGUCAGCAUAACCGUGUGCCCGACCCAGUCGACGGGGCCCAACUCUGGCUCCAAGCUCUCGUGCUUCCCCACGCAGGCGGCCUCGUCCGCCUGCGCAAAGGGCCUGAUCUGCCACACGGAGCGCGACGGCGCCUCCUCGUGCAUGUUCGCCCACAACGGCCUCGAUGCCGGCGGCGUCGCCGUCGCCCUGCUGCUGUCCUUGCUCGCCGCCGCCGCCAUCUUCCUUAUGGUCUUCUUCUGCUGCCGCGAGCGCUCCGAGCAGCGCCGCCACGCCAAGGCCGCCGAGGCCGCCGCCAUCGCCCGCGACGCCAAGAAUGCCGCCCGCCUGCGCGGAGCCGGCGCCGGCGCGGCCGGCGUCCCCCUCAUGGCUGGCUCGAACAACAACAACAACUACAACAACAACUACAACAGCAGCAACAACAACCUCCCGCCCGUCCCCGCCAUUCCAUCCUCCGCCCCCGGCGUCGGUCUCGGUCUCGGCUACGACGGCGCGGACGACUCCGCGUAUGGCGGCGCGGCGCAGCCUGGGUCUGCUGGCGGUGCGCCGCAGAUCUAUGGCGGGGCGCAGAAUCCGUUUGUGGACCAGCACGGGCCGCGGUGAUGCUUCGAGCGUAGUAGUUAGUUAGUCACGACGUGGAUUUGACGGGGAUCGUCGAGUCUGGGAAGCUUUGGAGCCCGAUUUCUCCCUGCGGGUGAAUGUGCUCAUAAAUGGCUUGUUGGGUUGGGAUCAGCCAUAGAAGAAGAGGCCGUGAUGAGUUAGAUAACUAUCUACGGUCAUUUCUCUGCUCUUUUUCUUCUUCAUUUGGGAUUUCCUUGCUUUGCAUAGGCCAUGAUGUGAUGAUGCUUUGGUGUUUGUUUGUAGUCUGUACAACCCUCGACUUGGGCAAAGGGGCGCCUCCUUUUUUUUUCAUUUGCACAAAAUGAUAUUCUACCUACCUCGAAAACUUGAAAUCUGCA